CGAGCCGAACGGCACAUUUUGUUUCGAGAAACGCACGCGAAAGCACGUCUCCACAAAGAUAUCGUACCAGCAUUGCAUGGUGAUUAUUCGAGUGCCCACCUCUACACCUUUACGCACGGACGAACGAGAUUUGGGAUAUCAGCAGAAGCAACGUUGAUUACCUUUUUGUUUGCUUUAUAUAUCUGUGGUGCAGUGAAACAGUGGUGUAAUUGAAAGGGUACGCGACUUAUAACGGCCAAAGUUUAGUGACUAUAAACUGUGGUGUAUAGUGUGCCUCCGUUUGAAUAAGACCCUGGCAGUUUUUUUCUUCGUACACCAACCGGUCAGCGAAAAGCGCCACCAUCGGUUAAAAGUAAUACCAUUGAGUGUGAAAAAUGGCGACAACUGUUUGGUCGUCUACAAGAUCACUAAAAUUGUACAAGCAAACAGCAUCUAGUUAGUGUUCGAAACAAAUUUUGCAUAACUUAAACAUUUAUUUUUUCCACAUAACUACUGUGUUUGCAAAAAGUUUACAAUGUCGAUGGAAAACGUUGGAAACCCUGUGAAAAGUGAAAAUUUGCUUGCGAAGCAAAAUGACGUCGAACCAGCACAAUGUUCAGCCGUAGCGCCGACUGAAGCGCUUCGUGUGGAAGCCGAGAGUACUACGUCUUCGGAAGCACGAAAUGAUUUCACGAGCACUGCGACGACAGGAGAGCAGCCGGUGAUGGCAUCUCCAGUCGUCGCGACGACGAUGUUAGUAGAUGAGAACGAUUCUGCUAGUGUAAAUCAGUUUGACGGUGUUCCUGUAACUUCUAGCGCUGGAGGUUCUACUAGAUCCUCCAGCAGUGGGGGUGGUAAUAGAAAGGAUGCAUUAGGUGAAAAACGUCGUAGCUCUGGUGAAAGAAGUAGUAGCAAGCGGAAAACUCGUCGUGGCAAAACAAAACGUGGUAAGCGACCAUCAGGCUUGCGCGCACUAAUGGAAAGUCCUUGGAAAUUCCAAGUGCCCAAACUUAGGUCUGCUACCGGUAAACGAAGAUCUGAAGUGACGUUGGGAACCAUCGGUGGGGGUGUGAUUCCUCUGAUUGCUCCUCUCCGUCAAUUGGAUCAUCCACUGCUAGUGCCAUACAACACAAAUCGUUUUCUAAUGGAAGAUCAUAUGCCGCAUGUCUUAACUCCCUCAGGUAGAACUCGUGACUCAAGUUUUUCUAUAGAUUCAGAAGAAAAUUAUUUCUACUCACUACCAGAGGAUGAAGAGGAGUUUCUUACCAAGGAAUUCUCUAGUGUUUACGAGGAUGCCCGUUCAGAAAGGCUCGAAGGGUUGAGCAAGAGUCAACUAAUACAGGAGUAUCUUCAACUGGAAGCAAACUAUGAGCAAGUCACCCGACGGUACAAUACCAUCAAAUCGCUUACCGUCAAAGAGGAACAUGAGAGUGCUGGCAGUAACGCUACCACUACGACCAAAGAUACACCUGAAGGCAACUCAGAACGGCGGCGAUUGGAAGACAGAAUACGCGAUCUUACUGCAGAAAAUCUUGAGUUGCGGCGACAGCUGGAACAUGCUUCCCGUAUUGGGAUGAUCCUAUCUGCCAAGUCUUCACCAAGGAACAACUCUAACCAAAUCGAGCGAAUGGAUAGCUCUUCUGACGAGGGAACAAGCAGCGAAGAUAGUGAGUCGGAUAGUUCCACAUCAACUAGCUCAAGCAGUAGUGAUGAAGAAGGUGAUGCUGCAGAUUCGAAUAGCAAUCGUCGGUGUAACUCCAGCAGUAUGAGUGAGGAUGACGAAGAUGUUGCUCACGAUCCAUCACAGGAAGCUGAUAGACAAUCCCUUGUGUCCCUGGUGGUGGAAGAUACCGAACAAGUGCAACUAAAUGGCAUACAGGAGGAAGAUGACUGAGCUUUUAUUUUUAAAGUUUAUGGCAUUAGUCCUCGUUCACUAACUAAACUGCUCGACUUUUGACUUUGACUUAUUUUUCUUUGUUGCUUCAAACUAAGUUAUAAUCAUAAAAGUUAGUCAAACUUAGAUAAGCAACUACAUUUCUCAAUAUUUGAGAGAGAUUCUUUCGUAACAUCUCGGUCAUACUUUUCGUUACAUUUUUCGCUGUUACUUUUUUAUUUCAUCCCCUAAUUAAAAAUCUUUACACAUAAAUCACAGUUAUCUAAUAUAUUUAAAAAAAUUCUCGUUCAGUUUUUCGUUCGUCGCACUGAUCAUUUUGUUCAAUGAUAUAUUGUAAAUUGCAAACUGAAAAAAAAUUCACAAAUUCACACAAAGACGCAGGCCGCUGCGACAAAAAUGAAAAUGAUAUGUGAUUUCUUGAGUAAAUAAAAGCAAAACGCUCCUUAGGAUUAAAAAUGGGAGUCUAGCGAUUAAAAGGAUACAUUUUAUAGAGAAUAGCAUUAACACAACAAAAAAUUGUAAUUGGAUAUGUGAUGACUCUAAAUAAGAAUUGCAAAUAUUUUUGAAACAUACAAAAAUUUAUCAAUCACGAAAACCAAAAACAAGAAAAACCUCGACGAUAUCAAUUUAGUUAUUUUUGUUAUUGCUUUCUUUCGAUAGAAAAUUCGAAUAUGUACUCUGAAGACAAAACAACAAUUAGUCGAUAGCUUGCGACAAGCAAUUUUCGAAAUAAUGCUAAUAUUUUACGAAUGUUUUAUAUCCGUAAUGCAGGUGAGUUUAGGUAUACUUAUAACGGAAGGAAGAACAAUAAUACAACGUUGAUUAAGGACGUCGAAGGACGAUAUUUAAUGUGUGUUUGGAUAGUGCUAUCCGCCAACGCUAUUCUACAUUUCUGAACUAGUGCUUUUUCUCAUUAUACACAUCAGGCAUGCAUUAUAUUCUAUAUUAUAAUAUGAUAUUUUGACUUGUAUUAAGUCAAUAUUGGUCGAAUGGAAAUUAAUUUUUGGGAUAAGUGUUGUUUAAAAAAAAAAACAAUGUAUCAUUAAUAAACUCAAUCUUUUCAAGAGAUUCAAUUAUAGGCAGUGAAUUAUCACAUGAUAACAUGAAGAACGUAA
This is a messenger RNA of Wyeomyia smithii (pitcher-plant mosquito), 2988 nucleotides long. It is a transcript of the gene Hexim, whose product is annotated as protein HEXIM1. Gene Ontology annotation, biological process: negative regulation of transcription by RNA polymerase II; negative regulation of cyclin-dependent protein serine/threonine kinase activity. The transcript has 2 exons. Gene Ontology annotation, molecular function: cyclin-dependent protein serine/threonine kinase inhibitor activity; 7SK snRNA binding. The record is from RefSeq and is a predicted model, not a curated record. NCBI's taxonomy places the organism in Eukaryota, Metazoa, Arthropoda, Insecta, Diptera, Culicidae. Gene Ontology annotation, cellular component: nucleus; cytoplasm; nucleoplasm. Bases 515 to 1873 code for a protein of 452 amino acids.